UUCUGUUUUGCCACAUUUUGAUUUCUGGUUUGCACAACAAAGGCAGAGAAAGAGAGAGAGAGAAACGAAGUCAAAGCAAUUCGUAUCGUGGAAGAUCUUUAAAAUUCAUUCAUCGCAUGAUCGCAGUAAUACUAAUAGCGGUUCUGGCACGGAUCUGCCUUCCACACUGCCAGUACUGCAGUAGUCUUGGACGUGGUGCUAGUUAUGAAUUGAAAAUCCUCGAUUUCUGAUUGCAAGCGAAAAAUGGACCGUAGCCGCAGUCCGCAUCGGGAAAGGGACUACGGUCGUCGAGACAGGGAUGGAUCAAGAGACGACAGGGAUAGAAAGCGUAGAUAUCGUGACAGUAGAAGCCGGAGUCGGAGCCGCAGUCCGCGUCGCAGAAGGUACCGCAGUAGAAGCAGAAGUAAUGAGCGUGACAGUAGAAGCCCUUUCAGGCGACAUCGAUCCAGUCCUUCUAGAUCAGCGGAUAGACAUAGAUCAGACAGAUCCCGCAGAUCACCUAGUCCUGGCCAAAGAAGUGCUAGUUACGGCAAAUCACACGGUGGGGCGGCGAGUAGUUCACGUUCUGCAAGGUAUCGAUCCUCGUCUGAAGACUCACCAUCAUCUUCUGAUUACUCGAGUGAAGAAUCAAGCAGCCAGUCAUCAUCAUCUUCAUCUGAGGAAGAGGACAAGCGAAAGAAGCACAAGUCCAAGAAAGACAAGAAAAAGAAGAAAAAGAAAGGCAAAUCUAAAGAUGACGAUGGUCCUCUUCGUCUGUCUAGUUUCAUGAACGACAGGAAGAAGAAAAAGAAGAAGAAACACAAGGAUGAGAAGCGUAGUGUGUUAUCCGGCAAGAAGAUUAAGAUGAAGGUCCACAAGACCGAUGAGGAUAAACAGCGCGAUGAGACACGUGGCAAGCUUCUCCAGUUCUUGAACGCAACCGUCUGACAUUGAUUGUGCAUGCUCGCUUCUUUUGAAUGAUAGACCCUCUCCACCUCCCUUGCCGGUUUUCACAGUGUCUCUCGUGAACAAGACUAGAUCAAUCAGUAUUAGAUGAUAAAAAAAACUAAACCUGAAACCAAAUUUCAUGACAAAAAUACGUUGCUCAACAUAAUGGUUGUUCUGACAAUAAAACUUCUUGUAUUCUAUGGAAUCACAGUGACUUGAAAGUA
This is a messenger RNA of Sycon ciliatum, 1151 nucleotides long. RefSeq lists its product as uncharacterized. Lineage: Eukaryota; Metazoa; Porifera; Calcarea; Leucosolenida; Sycettidae. The transcript has 6 exons. The record is from RefSeq and is a predicted model, not a curated record. Bases 244 to 927 code for a protein of 227 amino acids.